AGACCUCUUCACUCCACUGGCCCCCAGUAAACCCAUCACGCCAUAUGGUCCUUACAUAUACUGACUUCAUGGCAUUCCAGCACAUGGUGGCAUGUUCAUACCCCACACCCAUGUACCCCUUCUUACAGCACUCUCUCCAGCUCCAGAUGCCCUCAUCUCUAGUGGGAUACACAGGGCUGCUUCAUCCUCAUCAACAUCUUCUUCGUCCUAGGCCUUUGGCUCUUGAUAGACCACUUGUCCCAGAGGUCAAACAGAAGACUGACCUCAUCAGUGCAGUGCUGCCAGGAGCGGCGUCACAGGAGAGAGAAAGGAAGUCAAAAGUGCAGUCAGAUAAGGAGAGCCACUGUAGACACUGCAGUAAGCCAAUGGUAGAAAACUCCUGGAGACAGAGCAGCAGGUCAGCAUCCACAGGAUUAGAGGAGCUUCUUCAUGAGUGUAAGUUCUGUCAGAGGGAUAUGAGAGAGAAGCGUUCGCUGCGCUCACUAAGAAGGGGCCAUGGAGGAGAGAAACCCUACCAGUGCAAACACUGCAACAAGAGAUUCAGCCUGAAACACCAGCUAGAUACACAUCUCAGGGUUCAUACAGGUGAGAAGCCAUUUGAAUGUCGGCUGUGUGGUCAGCGGUCACGUGACUACUCUGCUAUGAUCAAGCACCUUCGUACUCAUGGGGGUGCCACACCAUAUCAGUGCACAUUGUGUUUAGAGUUCUGCAGUAGCCUGGUCACCAUGCAGAAACACCUGAAGAGUCAUCCAAGUCAAGAAUUUCCCCCUAACUGGAGCCUGAGCAGCACCUACCUCUACACCUGCCAUACAUAAGAGCUGGAACAUUCUGACCAGCCAAACUCUCUCUGUGUCCAGGAUCAAAGAUAAAGAAAUA
This is a messenger RNA of Ictalurus furcatus (blue catfish), 876 nucleotides long. RefSeq names its product zinc finger and BTB domain containing 32 (gene zbtb32). Gene Ontology annotation, molecular function: RNA polymerase II cis-regulatory region sequence-specific DNA binding; DNA-binding transcription factor activity. Gene Ontology annotation, biological process: regulation of transcription by RNA polymerase II. NCBI's taxonomy places the organism in Eukaryota, Metazoa, Chordata, Actinopteri, Siluriformes, Ictaluridae. The record is from RefSeq and is a predicted model, not a curated record. Bases 45 to 815 code for a protein of 256 amino acids. The transcript is spliced from 4 exons.